This is a messenger RNA of Mus musculus (house mouse), 2028 nucleotides long. It is a transcript of the gene Mxra7, whose product is annotated as matrix-remodelling associated 7. The transcript is spliced from 5 exons. Lineage: Eukaryota; Metazoa; Chordata; Mammalia; Rodentia; Muridae. Gene Ontology annotation, cellular component: membrane. Bases 130 to 585 code for a protein of 151 amino acids. The record is from RefSeq and is marked validated.
ACUCCGAAUCACUCCAGGGCGCGAGGGGCGUGGGCUUGACGAAACUCCGCCCCUGGGCGUGGCCUGGCGGCGGGGCGCGGCGGGUUCCCUCGGGGUCCGGGCUGGCGGCCACUCGGCGGCCACGGCGCGAUGGAGUCGCCGGUCGAGCUGCUGGCCGCGCUACCCGCGCUGGUCACGGCGCUGGCGCUGCUGCUCGCCUGGCUGCUGCUGCGGCGUGGGGCGGCCCGGGUCCCGGCCCCGGAGAGCACCGCCUCGGACGAGGCCCCCGGGGCUCCUGCGCCGCCUGAACCUCCAGAGUCUUGCGCCCCGGAGCCUGCACCGGAGGGACCGAGCCAGUCCGAGCGCGUGGCGGAGCCGGAGGAGUCCGAGGCGGAGGAGCCAGCGGCCGAGGGGAGGCAGGAUGAAGACUCAGACAGUGAGAUGGGGCCACCCACUGAAGAACCUGAGGAAGAAGACGGAGCAGCCUUCUCCUUUAAAUACAGCCCUGGGCAGCUGAGGGGAAGCCAGUACAAGAAGAUGAUGACCAAAGAAGAACUGGAGGAGGAACACAGGAUUGAGCUGACCUCUGACCUCACCUCCCUGUAGCGAGUCCCCUAGUCCCGGGCCACAAAUGUUCUUGCAAACCCUUGUGAACUGAAGAAUAAUGAAGGUGUCCUUAGCCUCUUCCUGAAAGCUUUCCUUCCUUUUGACAUCCUAAAAGCUUGAGAGAUUUAAAAAAAAAACAAAAACACCCCCCCCCCCCCGAGGAGCCAAUGCAGGCUGGGGUGCGUCCCUGGGCUAGCAAGAUCCUGGGCAUGGCCUUGUCUCUGUCCUCCUCAGAGGAGGAAGCUUGCCAGCAGUAUGGGCUCAGGCUUUGAGCUUUUCUUACCAGCCAUGUUUGCUCCCCACAGCCUUUGUGCCCCCCCCCCACACCCUGUUCCCACAAUCCCUCUGUGUUUUUGUUCUCACUGAAGCCAAACCACCAGAUUUGAGAAGUAAUAGACAAAGGAAGUGAAGUCCACUGGUACUCACGGGUGGUCACCCACACUCACACACACACACACACACACACACACACACACACUCACACACACACACACACACACACACACACACACACACACACUCACACACACUCACACACACACACACACUCACACACACACACUCACACACACACACUCACACACACACACACACACACACACACACACACACAUGUGGGGCUGGGGCACUUUCCUCUCAGGCCGGAAUGACUCAUGUCAGGCAUUAGCUUUAAUAGGGCCUCCGUUUUGUGCUCCCACCCCCACCACAGGAGUCUCGGGUCCAACCCUCUCAAUACUAAGAAGCCUUCCCAGUAGUGUUCUUACCGGCUCAGCCCAGUCUCCACUUCUGCGUGCAGAAGCAAUGACAGUAUUAGCCUCCAGGAGACUUCUGGGCCGUGCAUUUUCUAAGUUUUUUUUUUUUCUAGAUGGCUUAGAACCUCAGCAGAUACUCACUCACCGUUCCCAGGUUAGGUUUUUUUAGAAUUUUAUAUUUGAUAGUAUUUAUACCAAAUGACUUGGAAGUCAUAGACUUGUUGGUGAAAACGUUUUUUUCUAAAGCACUAGUUUUUUUUUGUUUUUUUUUGUUUUUUUUUUAAGAAGACUUCCUAUUUAACAGAAGCCUGGAAAAUGUCCAGCAUCAACUCCUAAGCCGUGUAUUCCCGACGGUCUCCUCCCUGAUAACUCGGGUUCCGGGCUUAGGGCUGAACAGACGACAAAGCAGCUGUACACACACAAACUGUGCACACACACACACUGCCUUAGCUAGACACAGAGCCACAUGACCAACAGUCACACUCAACUGUCCCUAAACAGCAAUAGCCAAGUCCCUGCCUAUGCUGGGAUCUCCUCCACAUAGAAUAGCGAUUUCCUCUGGAUAUGGUUAGCUAGGCUUGUGUGGAACCUGAGCAUGGCUUGUGGGCAGCAAGGCCCUGGCACUGCUGGCGGCUUGGCUCCCUGUGUUCAGCCUGUGUUCAGGCCAAUAAACAUCGAGUAGAGAACCUUG